This is a messenger RNA of Lotus japonicus, 990 nucleotides long. RefSeq names its product probable CCR4-associated factor 1 homolog 9. The record is from RefSeq and is a predicted model, not a curated record. The transcript has a single exon. The coding region runs from base 104 to 952 and encodes 282 amino acids. Gene Ontology annotation, molecular function: poly(A)-specific ribonuclease activity; nucleic acid binding. Gene Ontology annotation, cellular component: P-body; CCR4-NOT complex; CCR4-NOT core complex. Lineage: Eukaryota; Viridiplantae; Streptophyta; Magnoliopsida; Fabales; Fabaceae.
CUUCUUUCUCAAUCCCACAACGAAAUUCAAACACACAAGUCUUCUCCCAAGUGAGUCCAGAGCAAACUGACAGCAGAAGAGAAUUUGAACAAAUCAAUUAAAGAUGGGCGUGAUGAUGAACGAAAACCAGAACAUGAAACCUGUGGUGAUCCGGGAAGUAUGGGCCUUCAAUUUAGAAUCUGAAUUCCAACUCAUCCGUGAACUCAUUGAUCAAUACCCUAUCAUUUCCAUGGAUACAGAGUUCCCCGGUGUCAUCUUCCGGCACCCCGCUGCACCUCACCACCACCGUAACCUCCGUCCCUCUGAUAACUACAGGCUCCUUAAGGCCAACGUUGACGCGCUCAACCUCAUCCAGGUUGGCCUCACUCUCACCGACGCCGCCGGAAACCUCCCUGACCUCGGAAGUGGGGAGAGCAGCUUCAUCUGGGAAUUCAAUUUCCGCGAUUUUGAUGUCGCCCGUCAUGCCUAUGCUCCGGAUUCAAUCGCCCUGCUCUGCCGCCAAGGGAUCGAUUUUGCGCGAAACGCCGCUUGGGGCGUUGAUUCAGCCCGGUUUGCUCAGCUGAUGAUGUCAUCAGGACUUGUUUGCAACGACGCCGUGAGCUGGGUCACGUUCCACAGCGCUUAUGAUUUUGGGUACUUGGUGAAGAUCCUGACACGCCGAAGCCUUCCGACUCGAUUGGAUGAGUUCUUGAAGAUUGUGAGGGUGUUUUUCGGAAACAACAUUUAUGACAUUAAGCAUGUGAUAGGUUUCUGCAACUCUCUUUACGGUGGUCUUGAUCGAGUUGCUCAAUCACUUAAUGUGAAUCGGGCUGUUGGGAAAUGUCAUCAAGCCGGGUCUGAUAGUUUGCUAACAUGGCAUGCAUUUCAAAAGAUUAGAGACGCUUAUUUUGUAAAAGAUGGACAUAAGAAACAUGUAAAUGUCUUGUAUGGGUUAGAGUCAGAGCUUUGUUAGUUACCAGAAUUAUAAUACAAAUUCAAUUGAUUGUUUAA